Rubroshorea leprosula is the source of this 538-nucleotide messenger RNA. NCBI's taxonomy places the organism in Eukaryota, Viridiplantae, Streptophyta, Magnoliopsida, Malvales, Dipterocarpaceae. The record is from the annotation of a GenBank genome assembly.
AUUUUCUUCACUUCUUCACAGGAAAUGCAUUAUCGACAAGAAUACAAAGAUAGGGAAAGAUGUACAGGUUAUGAAUAAAGAUGAUGUUCAAGAGGCAGAUAGGCCUGAGCAAGGAUUCUAUAUCCGGUCUGGAAUCACUGUCAUUCUGGAAAAGGCAACAAUAGAAGAUGGCACGAUUAUAUAAACCAAUCUUCAAAUGUCACCACGGGUACAGAAACGGAAACCUGAGGAGGCUACAUGAGGAAGCAGUAACUAGCCAUGGAGAAGCUCUGAGAUUGCUUAUGCAGAACUUUGUCCCGGAAGAACCAGCUGCAUCACAAUCUCUUCUUGUAUAUUAGAAGUUCCUUCUGUUCUGCACAUGUAGAAGUAGAGCCAGUAUCAAUAGAAGCUAGAAGUUUAAGUUCCCAAAUAAACAGCGAGCCUAUCUUUUGACUGCUCCCUUUAAGUUAAAAGAUUAGCGCGUCUACAGGAUUAGCUUGCCAAUGCUUGUACUUCAAACUCUUUUAAAGUCCAUGAAUAAUAUAGUCUCUUUUGUAAA